CUGAUUUAUUUGAAGGCAGCAUCAAGCUCGAUAGCUAUGGUGGAGAAGUUGGUGCCCUGCACUGCCGUGUUUUUGUCCAAAAAGUAAAUGUCACUCCCUGGCAGAGGGGAUUUUUAAAGCUAUGAAUUUUUGUAAUGCUUUCCGAGCACAGAUUGGGUGCAGAGCGCUUCAGCUCAGCCGUGUUCACCGUGUUUGUCAAGCUAAGAAAACUCUUUGCACAAAACACGAUGAGGUGAAACUGGCAGAAGAGGCAAGCAAAAGGUUUUCAGCUCCAACCAUCUUCUCCAAAGUGAUUGACAAAAGCAUCCCUGCAGAUAUCAUUUAUGAAGACCAUAUGUGUUUGGCGUUCAGAGACAUCAGUCCACAGGCGCCCGUCCACUUCCUGGUUAUUCCCAGGACCCCCAUUCCACGAAUAAGUGCUGCUGAAGAUGCAGAUGCAGAGCUUCUGGGACAUUUGCUGGUUGUCGCUAAAAACGUGGCGAAGCAGGAAUCCCUGAGUGACGGGUACCGAGUGGUGAUCAAUGACGGGAAGCACGGCGCCCAGUCGGUCUACCACCUCCACGUCCACGUCCUGGGGGGGAGACAGAUGAAGUGGCCUCCAGGAUGAGUCUCACUUCAGGAUUCUGGAGCGUCCGAUUGACAACUUUACCUUUUCAAAGCCUCGACAUUCAAAUAUUUUGUGCUGACAUAAAUUGUAAAAAUCAAAAGUGAGAAUAAAUCCAGCUGCAAAUGAA
Oryzias latipes (Japanese medaka) is the source of this 734-nucleotide messenger RNA. It is a transcript of the gene hint2, whose product is annotated as histidine triad nucleotide binding protein 2. NCBI's taxonomy places the organism in Eukaryota, Metazoa, Chordata, Actinopteri, Beloniformes, Adrianichthyidae. The record is from RefSeq and is a predicted model, not a curated record. Gene Ontology annotation, molecular function: catalytic activity.